AUGAGUGUCAUUCUUUGUACCGUCAGCGCUAAAAUCCUACAUGGCAGUUUCUGGGAAGCUCUGUCUGGAAUAUGCUCACGGACUAUUCAGCAUCCGGACUCUCAAGUAAAUCGCUUAUGCAUCACUCCAGACAAGCGCUAUCUGGCCGCCGCAGGUCACAACAAUGUCAAGUUGUAUGAUAUCAAGUCCACUAAUCCCAACCCCGUUAUGACCUUUGAUGGCCAUACGAACAACAUUACGGGUGUUGCAUUUCACUGCGAAGGCAAGUGGAUGGUCACUAGUUCGGAAGACGGCACGGUGAAAGUGUGGGACACGCGCACCGGCAGUCUACAACGCAAUUAUGCCCAUAAAGCCCCCGUCAAUGACGUUGUAAUUCACCCCAACCAGGGUGAGCUCAUCAGUGGUGAUCGUGCUGGUAUUGUCCGGGUUUGGGAUCUGGGCGAGAGCGUCUGCACUCAUCAGCUAAUUCCCGAAGAUGACGUUGCUGUGCAAAGUGUUAGUGUUGCAAGCGAUGGAUCCUUACUCUGCGCAGGGAAUAAGAAGGGCAAUGUUUACAUCUGGCGCAUGGUCCAAGACGCUGAAUUAACGCGCAUCGUUCCAAUGUGCACCUUCCAGGCUCACAAAGAUUAUCUCACUCGCAUUCUCCUCUCACCAGACGUCAAGCACCUCGCGACCUGUUCAGCAGACCACACAGCCAAGGAAGAUGGUCCCCCAGUAGAUCCGAAUACCAACACCCUUUACCUGGAGACCACCCUAGCAAAUCACCAGCGGUGGGUGUGGGACUGUGCCUUUUCCGCCGAUUCGGCCUAUCUCGUCACCGUUUCGAGUGACCACUACGCUCGUCUAUGGGAGUUGGCUUCGGGUCAGGUUAUCCGUCAAUACAGUGGGCAUCACCGCGGGGCGGUGUGCGUUGCUCUGAACGAUUAUUCUGAGCCUCGGUGA
Messenger RNA from Aspergillus oryzae RIB40, 942 nucleotides. Its product is annotated as WD40 repeat domain-containing protein. The transcript is spliced from 4 exons. Bases 1 to 942 code for a protein of 313 amino acids. Lineage: Eukaryota; Fungi; Ascomycota; Eurotiomycetes; Eurotiales; Aspergillaceae. Gene Ontology annotation, biological process: TOR signaling; regulation of actin cytoskeleton organization. The record is from RefSeq and is a predicted model, not a curated record. Gene Ontology annotation, molecular function: protein binding. Gene Ontology annotation, cellular component: TORC1 complex; TORC2 complex.